AUGGCUUUAUUUUUCACUUCCUGCACUGAUGUGAACGAGUUACUAUCUGAAAUUAGAGCUGCUGAGCCUCUCUUCACCUAUACCUGUGUUGAGCAGGUGAAAAUUCUGAUCCAGAAACUACAGGACAAAAUCAGCCAAAAGGAGGACCGCAAGUUCUACCUUUUCAAGGCACUCCAGGCUCACAGCUUGCCCCUGACAAAUGUAGCUUUCAAUAAAUCAGGAUCGAGUUUUAUAACUGGAAGCUAUGACAGGUCAUGUAAAAUAUGGGACACAGCAUCCGGAGAAGAGCUGCACACUUUGGAGGGUCACAGGAACGUUGUGUAUGCCAUCGCCUUCAACAACCCUUACGGGGCCACUUCACUGAGAUUAUUUCUCUCUCUUUUAACACAACGGGCAACCGGUUGGUCACGGGUUCAUUUGACCACACUGCCAUUCUGUGGGACGUUCCUUCAGGCAGGUCCUCGUGGUGGCAUAGUGACUCACCUCAAUCCGGGUGGCGGAGGACAAAUCUGAGUUGCCUCUGCAUUUGAGACCGUCAAUCUGUGCAUCUUAUCACGUGGCUUGUUGAGUGCAUUACCACAGAGACAUAGCGUGCGUGGAGGCUUCACACUAUUCUCCACGGCAUCCAUGCACAACUCACCACGCACCCCAUCGAGAGCGAGAACCACAUUAUAGCGACCAUGAGGAGGUUACCCCAUGUGACUCUACCCUCCCUAGCAACCGGGCCAAUUUGGUUGCUUAGGAGACCUGGCUGGAAUCACUCAGCACUCCCUGGAUUUGAACUAUCGACUCCAGGGGCCCCAUCUAAUGGCAUUUUGUUGUACAGCAAGAGUGUACAGUGCAGAGACAUUCCAAUGUUUGUUUAAAUUAGAGGGCCAUAAAGGGAAAUAUCAAAGAGAGUUACACAUAUGUCCAUUACAUUCGCAGACAGUGAUGUGUGUUAAUCCUCAGAGGAGUCGCAUUUUGACAGCAAGCGUGGAUAAGGCUGCGCGUGUUUGAUGUGUGAGCAACGGAGUGUGUUUGCAGGUGCUGGAGGGACAUUCUGAUGAGAUACUGUGCGUUCAACUACGAGGGUGACACCAUCAUUACAGGCAAUUACACACACCUGCGUAUCACUACAUACUUACAAACACUGCUGCUGUGUCACAUUUCAUUCCCUAGUUCCCUAUGUGGUGAAUCAGUAUAUCGUGAACACAAAUUCCGGCACUAACACUGGGACACUCAAAAACAUUUGGCACUAACAAAACAUUUUGGCUGGUAUUUAGCAACAAUAUCAUAAUUUAUGUAUAUAUUUGUUGUAGAUGUUAAAAUGUACAGUGCUAUAUUGAGAAGGAACAUACUGUAUAUAUAUGUAAAAAUAAAUAAAAAUUAGGGCCGCCAAUUACAAUCAGUUGAUUACUUAAAGGGAGAGUUCACCCAAAAGUGAAAAUUCUCUUAUUAU
Molecule: messenger RNA, 1441 nt
Organism: Myxocyprinus asiaticus (Chinese sucker)
Lineage: Eukaryota; Metazoa; Chordata; Actinopteri; Cypriniformes; Catostomidae
Product: dynein assembly factor with WDR repeat domains 1-like
Exons: 9
Coding region: 1-513 (170 amino acids)
Molecular function (GO): protein binding
Source: RefSeq, a predicted model, not a curated record